Molecule: messenger RNA, 2151 nt
Organism: Prunus armeniaca (apricot)
Lineage: Eukaryota; Viridiplantae; Streptophyta; Magnoliopsida; Rosales; Rosaceae
Source: the annotation of a GenBank genome assembly
AUGGCAACUCCUGGGCAGCGAGGAAAGAUGGUGAAGAGGGUUAAGAGGAUGAGGGAUCCUGCGUCGCCAGCACCUAGGUUAGAGGGUGGAGGGAGGUCGCUCUCCGAUCAAAAGCAGAGGGUUCUUCGUUGUCGUUUGGAGACCUUCAAGCACCUGCGAUCCUCCUCUCUAGACGAAAUCGUCCACCAACUUCGCAAUAAUUACCGAGACUACCACCGCAUCAAGCUCCAUGACUUAGAAGAAGAAGAAGAAGAAGAAGAAGACGGCCAAAGCAAUUCCCAGAGAAGGCAGAAGCGUGCUGCCAGUAAGAGCGAGGAUAAAUUGCAGCGAAUGGAGUCUGCCCACCUUAGAAGGAUUCGUGUAAGGAAUGGUGACCGUCCAUCUACAUCUUCUUCUUCCUCUUCUGAUGAUGAUGAUGCUGAUGAAGAUGGGUCUGUGUCGAUGUCGGAGGACGCAAUAUACAGCGAGAAAGUGGAGCCGGAGUUUGAUGUGAUGAAAUCGAGUCUCCGAGCAUCGUAUAUGGAAUCGAACAGCGCCAUGAAGCCCAAGGCAGCCGAGGAUCAGAAGGAGAAGAAUGUAGAAAUGGAGCUUCCUGGUCGCGACGAAGUUGAGUUAAUGGGCGGAAAUGGAGGGCCAAGGCGGCCAAAGACAUUGCAAGCAGCUGAAGCCAAGGGCUCGGUUACAGGGGUUGAGGUGAAGGGAAGUGAGGGGCCGAGGUUUAGUGACUUAGGUGGGAUGGAGAAGGUGAUAGAGGAGCUGAAGAUGGAGGUGAUUGUGCCGCUUCGCCAUCCGGAGCUGCCUCGGUGGCUCGGAGUUAGGCCAAUGUCUGGGAUUUUGUUGUACGGCCCUCCCGGGUGUGGCAAGACCAAAUUGGCUCAUGCCGUUGCCAAUGAAACCGGCAUUCCCUUUUAUAAAAUUUCUGCCACUGAAGUUGUCUCUGGUGUCUCAGGUGUUCCAGAUGAAAAUGCGAGGAUUCAGAUACUUUCUGUGCUUACACGCAAUCUGAGACUUGAAGGUUCUUUUGAUCUUCUUAAAAUAGCCAGGUCUACACCAGGGUUUGUGGGGGCUGAUUUGGCAGCCCUGGCUGACAGGGCUGGUAACAUUGCCAUGAAAAGGAUUAUACACAAGAGGAAGACUUAUAUGUCCAUAGAUUCUAUGAAUGAGGAGUGCAAUGAAGAUUGGUGGAGGCAACCAUGGACGCCUGAAGAAAUGGAAAAGCUUACUAUCAGUAUGGCUGAUUUUGAGGAAGCAGUUCAAGUGGUUCAGCCUUCAUCAAAAAGAGAAGGCUUCUCUGCAAUUCCUAAUGUAAAAUGGGACGAUGUUGGCGGGUUAGAUCUUUUAAGACAGGAAUUUGAUCGUUAUAUAGUUAGGCGUGUUAAAUAUCCUGAGAACUAUGAGGAAUUUGGAGUAGAUUUAGAGACAGGAUUUUUGCUCUAUGGGCCUCCAGGAUGUGGUAAAACACUGAUAGCGAAGGCCGUUGCUAAUGAAGCAGGAGCCAAUUUCAUUCACAUUAAGGGCCCUGAACUUCUGAAUAAAUAUGUUGGAGAAAGUGAGUUGGCAGUUAGGACAUUGUUCAGUCGCGCAAGGACAUGCUCACCGUGCAUACUUUUCUUUGAUGAGGUGGAUGCUUUAACAACUAAGCGGGGGAAAGAAGGAGGAUGGGUUGUUGAACGGCUAUUGAACCAGUUACUUAUAGAGUUAGAUGGUGCUGAGCAGCGGCGGGGUGUAUUUGUUAUUGGUGCCACUAAUAGACCCGACGUCAUGGACCGUGCUGUUUUGCGGCCCGGAAGGUUUGGUAAACUUAUCUAUGUCGCCCCACCCACUAAAGACGAGCGUGGUUUAAUAUUAAAAGCUCUUGCAAGGAAGAAGCCUAUAGAUGCCAGCGUAGAUCUGAGUGAGAUUGGACAAAGGGGAACUUGUGAAAAUUUUAGUGGAGCUGAUCUUGCUGCACUGAUGAAUGAAGCUGCUAUGGCUGCUCUUGAAGAGAAACUGACAUCACCUGAGAGGAGUUCAGAUGCAUCUCCAUGGACUAUCAAAGACACUCACUUUGAGCAAGCAUUGGCUAAAAUUGCACCAUCUGUAACAGACAAGCAAAUGCAAUACUACCAGAAAUUUGGGGAGAGCCUCAAAGCACCAAGAAACAAAGCCUAA